Messenger RNA from Penicillium lagena, 411 nucleotides. RefSeq lists its product as uncharacterized. NCBI's taxonomy places the organism in Eukaryota, Fungi, Ascomycota, Eurotiomycetes, Eurotiales, Aspergillaceae. The record is from RefSeq and is a predicted model, not a curated record. The transcript has a single exon. The coding region runs from base 1 to 411 and encodes 136 amino acids.
AUGAUGCCAGCUCCGAUGGUAGGAGGCAGGGGGCCGUACGGUACCGCGACCACGCUAGGCCCGAUGGAGAUGCUGGCAGUGACGUCGGCAACUCGCCCUCGAUCAACCGUGCCGCUUCCGAGCGAGAUGCGCCCGAGCCCUGAAUCAGGUCAUAUCCUCGGUAUUAAUCAGGGGUCGUCCUCGGGGGGUACUGCGAGGGCAUCUACGACUCCAUACUCGACCAGGGAGGCAUCUUGGGAGCAGUGGCACCCGCUCUUCUCAAAUGGUUCACCGAGACGAUGGUGUCAUUGUGUACAUUAUUAUUUUGUGUCCGUACGUAUCUACCGGCUAAUCUCGGGCUUAUCUCGGGCUCUCCCUGAUGCCCCCUGGUGCGAGAGGGAUGCACAGCUGUCAUGUGAUAUCAUCACAUGA